AUGCACAAUAGCAAAACCGUUAGCGAUGGAUUUCUGGCCCUGCAAAACGUUCACGCGUACCAGGCGCUUGGCAGGAUCUACCCGCGCCUCUUGGCUCUGGAGAAGGAGCUGGAAGACACCAUCCAAAGCGUGACUCAGCUCACGGACCAGGGUGCCGAAAUUGAGCCAAUCGAAGAGGAGGAUCCCAAGAGCAAGGAAGACGACAGCCCACGCAAGCGGGCCCAGCGACGAAAGGAGACCAUGCGGCGGCGGAAGGCGCUUCUCGAAUCACAGCGCGUGAAGAGAGGGCCCACGGAGGAGAGUGACAAGGCACCCAGUCGACCGGCGCUUCGUUUUGAAGACAAGGAGGCCCAUGAGAAGCAGCUGACUCUUUUGAAAGACAAGUUUGAGAAGGUCCUGCUGGAAUAUGACCUGGUUCCCGAUUCGGAGAAGGGUCGACUGGCUCACCUCUUCACCUUGGUCAACCAGGGCCAACAGAAACUGGAUCAAUGCCAGGAUGAAAUGAAGCAGGCAGAAGAGGACGCUGAGGUUUUGGCGCACAAAACGAGGGAGCAGUUGCGCGUGGAGGCGGAGGCCAAGUGCAUGGACAUGCUUCGGUCGGGUCGACUGCCGACGGAGAUGCUUGGGAGUCUGAGCAAACAGAGGGCGGACGGGCCGUCAGCCGAGGAUCGCGAUGCGCUCAAGUCCAAGAAUGCGGCGCUGUGGAUGAGCAUCCAGGAGCGGCAGAGAGUCACCACGGCACUCAUGCGCGCCUUUCCCGAGCCUGGCCAAAGGCGAGUCACCUCCGAUGAGCGCGAGCUGCAGGAAGAGCUGGAGUCUCUUCAGCAGGAGAUCCAGGCUCAGGAGACCGCGAGGGAGGCAGAGGAGACCAAGGUGGCAGAGAGGACGGUCUCAAAGUUAGUCGCCUUGAAGACAGACGCGGGAGGCAGCGGCGGAGUUACCUUCAUUGGAACCUGUGCAGCCUGCAUGGACAGUUCAAAGGUUCGGAUGCGUGCCAUCAGCAUAUGCACUGUGCACUGA
Messenger RNA from Symbiodinium natans, 1020 nucleotides. NCBI's taxonomy places the organism in Eukaryota, Dinophyceae, Suessiales, Symbiodiniaceae. The record is from the annotation of a GenBank genome assembly.